This is a messenger RNA of Cucumis melo (muskmelon), 1039 nucleotides long. RefSeq lists its product as uncharacterized. Gene Ontology annotation, molecular function: dynein light intermediate chain binding; dynein intermediate chain binding. The transcript has 2 exons. Gene Ontology annotation, biological process: microtubule-based process. The record is from RefSeq and is a predicted model, not a curated record. Gene Ontology annotation, cellular component: dynein complex. NCBI's taxonomy places the organism in Eukaryota, Viridiplantae, Streptophyta, Magnoliopsida, Cucurbitales, Cucurbitaceae. Bases 242 to 982 code for a protein of 246 amino acids.
AGAAAUUGAUUUUUUUUUUUCAAAUGUGAUAAAAUACAAACCAUUAAUCUUAAGAAAGAAAAAGAAAAACGAAAACAACAAUAAAUUCAGUGGUCAAUUCAAUAAAGGCCUGUGUCUGCAGAAGCAGCUUGCAUGAGUAAAGAUUAGAUUGACCAUCAACAGUUCCAUAUCUCACCCACUCAACUUAUCCACCCCCACCACCACCUUCAUCACUCCCCAUAGCUCUCACUCCCACAAAUCCAUGGCUACUCAUAAUACAACUUCCUCAUCCAAAUCCAUGGACCCCCACCUCAGAAACCAACCUCCCGACGCCGCCGUCGCCGUCGUCACUCCUGCCGUUGUCUCUCCCCACCCAACAUCACCAAAACUAGAUCCCCCAACCCCUUUGUCCGACUCAGACAACUUGUCAAAAUCACACCCACCUUCCCCUGUCGGCCCCAGAACAGAGCAAAAGGUAGCCAAAAAACUCAAUGAAACCCCUCAAGAACACACCACUACAGAGAAAUUCAAUGGUUCUGAAGAGAGAUUUGAACAUAUGAUCAACUGUAUCACUGCCAAAGAAAGGGAAAUGAAACAACUUCUAAAGGAACAUGAACAUGUCACUCGCAGACUCUCUAUUUCUCUUUCUUCAUCUCGUAGUGGAAGAAGAAGAUCAUUCUAUGGCUCGCAGAUUCAGUUAGGAGAUGUGUUUGCUAAAAAUGGAGCCAAAGUGGUUUCGGCUGAUAUGCCACCGUUUAUGCAAAUCCAUGCCGUCGAUUGCGCUAGAAAAGCACAUGACAGUAUGGAAAAGUUCACUUCCAAAUCCCUUGCCCUGACUCUCAAGAAGGAAUUUGAUGGGGUUUACGGGCCGGCAUGGCAUUGUAUUGUGGGGAAGAGUUUUGGGUCAUUUGUAACACAUUCAGUGGGUGGAUUUCUGUAUUUUUCCAUGGCUCAGAAGCUUUACAUUCUUCUCUUCAAAACUACUGUACAAAGAGCCAAUUAGAAAUAAUACUGAAUAACCACUCUGUUUCUUGUUCAAACAGGACAGAGCUCUCUCUAA